UGGUGAGCAAAAUACUGGUCACAGAAAUAACCCCUAGACACUAGCCUGCGUUUCAAUUUGCACAGACAUCAUAGUUUAGGCCGCCAAAAUCGAAGGUCGCGGUCAUGGGAGACAGCGGCGACAGCCCUAGUGCGACGGCGGAGCAUUCUUCCCCCAAUUCUUUAGGUAAACGUCCACACCGCCACGACAAACGCAGCAGGAAAAAACGAAAGCUGCUGCUAUCUUCAGAAACCGAAACCUGUAUCCGAAUCCAGACCAUAAAACCUGAUUCAACCCGCACAUUCUGUUCCUACACGCGCAAACAUACAGAUUCGCACUUCCAAAGGCAAGACAGGAUCCGUACGAAGUCACGCAGGAAUCACAGCUGGCAACAACGCAAGUGGACUUAUUCUCAACAACAUCAUCUCUCCAAUUACAAAGAUAGGGUUGUUAUUGUAUCAUAUAACAUACUUGGCGUUGAAAAUUCAACCAAGCAUCCAGAGUUAUAUAGAGAUGUGUCCCCAAAGUAUUUGGAUUGGGAAUAUCGGAAGAAGAUACUGUGUAAAGAAGUCAAGGGUUAUCAACCUAGCAUCUUGUGUUUUCAGGAAGUCGAUCACUUUGAUGAUUUGAAUGAGAUUCUUGCAAAAGAUGGCUUCAGAGGUGUGUACAAGUUAGUGUAUUGGGUUCCCAAGGCUCGUGGUGGUGAAACAUGUGAUGGCUGUGCUAUAUUUUGGAAAACUGAGCUAUUUACUCUGUUGCAUGAAGAAAACAUAGAGUUUCAGAGGUUUGGACUUCGUAACAACGUUGCUCAAUUUUGUGUUUUGAAGAUGAAUCAAGACCCGUCCAGUGAUGAAGCUACUGAACGACGGUCUUCAAGAGCUACUACCUCUCGAAGUUUAUUGGUUGGAAACACACAUGUCCUAUACAACCCUAAACGUGGAGAUAUCAAACUCGGCCAGAUGCGAGUAUUACUUGAGAAGGCGUAUGAAUUAUCGCAAGAAUGGGGAUGCAUACCGACUGUGAUUACUGGGGACCUGAAUAGUUUACCCCAGAGUGCAAUGUAUCAGUUUCUGGCAUCAUCUAAGUUGCAUAUCCAUGAACAUGAUCGAAAAGAAAUAUCUGGCCAGAUAAUUCCAUCUACAUAUACGGCAUACCGAUCUCCGCAUUAUAUGACAAGGCAUUUUAAGAAUAGAUGGACUGAUGAAGAAAUAAUGCUUGCUACUGGAUCGAAACGCAGUUGUGUUAAGCAUCAUUUAAAUCUCUGCAGUGCCUAUGCUGAAGUUCCUGGAAGCUCAAACGUUAGGGAUGAAAUUGGGGAACCUCUGGCAACAUCCUAUCAUUCCUUAUUCAGCGGAACUGUUGAUUACAUAUGGCAUACAUUAGACCUUGUUCCUGUGAAAGUUCUUGAAACGUUGCCUAUGCAUACAUUAGAGAAGACAGGAGGUCUUCCAAGUAAGGAAUGGGGCAGUGACCAUCUUGCAGUUGUAUGUGAACUUGCUUUUACUGAUGAGGGUUUAGAACAAGACUGAACCAUUUAUUUUAUUUAUGCUACAUCUUUUCUUCCAUAAGGUAUAACUGCAAUGCUGUUUCUUUUCAUUUCCCUACGCUUCAUUCAGCUUAUAGAUAUCUCUGAUUUUCCUUAAAAGCUAAAUGCACAUUUCGUUACACUCAGACGGGGGAAGUUGAAUUCACAUAAUUUAUUUAGUUAACCGUAAAUAUUGGUGCCUUGUCAAAUACUGUGCAUCUCUUCUUCACAUUUGAGGAUAAGAAACAAAUUUUACAU
Messenger RNA from Erythranthe guttata (spotted monkey flower), 1762 nucleotides. The record is from RefSeq and is a predicted model, not a curated record. NCBI's taxonomy places the organism in Eukaryota, Viridiplantae, Streptophyta, Magnoliopsida, Lamiales, Phrymaceae.